UGGAUGGUAUUGAGAACUCAUCCCAGAAGUUUGAGUUUAGCUCCAGGCUGCUACACAGUGGUCAACCAUCCCCAGGACUAGGGAUCCUGGAGCAGUCAGAUAUCAAGCAGAGUGUUUCUAAGCUGAGUGACGAGAUGAGCACUCUCUCCCAGCAAGUCUCUCAUCUCAGCCAGGAGCUAAAGGAAAUGACCCGCCUGCUCCGGCCCCUCCUCCUUGUGGCGCCUCAGCCAAUCCUGACGCCCAUCCUGACUCCACCCCCCAGCAGUGCCAACAAACCGUCCUCCAACACACCUCUGGUGGUCCCACCUCCAGCCCCGCCCUGCUCUCCGUCACCCCACCUUCAACAAACGCAGUCCUGCUCGCUAUUGGACAUGGACAGUGCUGACACGGGGAACGUGGGCUUGCCAAGUUGCCUCCUCCCAACCCCCCCUCCACAGAGGCCUCCAGCCCAGAACCAGUCUCCAAUCUCCCCAGAGAGAAGUUCUAAGGACUUACCCCACUCCAACCCCCCUUCCCCUGGGACAGGAGACAUGGGGGGGUCACCCCACCUCUCCAACCACACCACCUCCAGCAACAGUUUCCUUCCCUCUGCCCAGGACAGAUGUACCCUAGCCUCCGGCACCAUGUCCCCCUCCCUCUCUUUCUCCUUGUCCCUCUCCUCCUCCCCCUCCUGCUCUCCCUGCCAGGGUCCCCAUCACUCACGAUCCGGCAGCCACAGCAGGGGCCUGCUCCCCCCGCCCCCCUCCCAGGACAACACGCCCCCGCCUUCCUCCCAUUGCUCCGCUCCCCCGUCACUCAGCUCCUCGCCUGGAGACCAUAAGCUGAAGUUGGUCUUCCCCUCUUCCUCCUCCACUCCCCUCAUCCCUCCCCUCCCCUCUCCUUACCCCUCGACCCUCUCCCUGGGCCCGUUCUCCCUGGACUCUCUGAGGGGGAAGACGCAGGGGGGCACUAGGCUGGAGGCAGGACACCUGGAGCUGGAGAUGCAGGAGAGGGGAGGAGAGAGGGGGGAGAGACGCUCCCAGAUGGAGCACAUCAGCUACAUGGACGAGGAAGGGCCAGCUCUGUGACAGAGAGGCAGAUUACAUGCAAGAAGAAACAGCAGAGGAGACAGAAUGAAGAGAAGAGAGGAGAGUAUGUAGCCCGCUCGUCCAGAAUGCAACAUUGAACCUGUGAGACAGAUAGGCAGUCAUAGAUCAAAAUGACUAUAGGUGGAAACCAAUAGCAUCACUGAAAAAUACCCCACCAGGACAGUAGCAAGACACCAAUUCUAACAGCACUCUGGUCAUGUUAAAGCAACACAUCCUCCUCUGUCUAUGGACUUCAUGAUGUCAUAAGUGAAAUGUGCAUCCGUACUCCUCUCCUGGCCAAAUGUUCCCAACCAACCACCCAUUCAUGACAUCAUGUAUAAUAUAUAGGACUGGGAAUGUAAACUCUAGUUCAACCUCUGUCUUGUGGUUUCAAAAUUAUACUAACAUCUAUUGCUUGAAUAUCAACCAUGGCUGAUUUCAAAUGAGGAGUUCAUUUAACUUCAACUUGAUAUUUCUUCAGAGUUUCUCUGCUACUUGUAAUAUGGGGGUGAUUUGUUACAUACAUCUCCACAAAGUACACACACACUUGCACUGCGGUCUUACAUUAUGUGACAUCCUAAAAGUGUCAAUCCAGCCUACAAACACAAUCGUUUCUCUCCCUCCAACAAGUGGCCAUAUUCAACACGACAAUCAGUGAGCUUACAAAACACAUGGAACCCACCAAUACAUGAAGACAACACCGCAGUAGGUCUGGAGGUAGAAGGGAGGGAGCCGGUGUGUCAGAGGCCAGGUUUAGGUUUAAGAAGCCAUGCAUACUGGUGGGUGAGUGGAAUAUACAGUAGGUCUGGAGGUAGAAGGGAGGGAGCCGGUGUGUCAGAGGCCAGGUUUAGGUUUAAGAAGCCAUGCAUACUGGUGGGUGAGUGGAAUAUACAGUAGGUCUGGAGGUAGAAGGGAGGGAGCCGGUGUGUCAGAGGCCAGGUUUAGGUUUAAGAAGCCAUGCAUACUGGUGGGUGAGUGGAAUAUACAGUAGGUCUGGAGGUAGAAGGGAGGGAGCCGGUGUGCUACAGAGGCCAGGUUUAGGUUUAAGAAGCCAUGCAUACUGGUGGGUGAGUGGAAUAUACAGUAGGUCUGGAGGUAGAAGGGAGGGAGCCGGUGUGUCAGAGGCCAGGUUUAGGUUUAAGAAGCCAUGCAUACUGGUGGGUGAGUGGAAUAUACAGUAGGUCUGGAGGUAGAAGGGAGGGAGCCGGUGUGUCAGAGGCCAGGUUUAGGUUUAAGAAGCCAUGCAUACUGGUGGGUGAGUGGAAUAUACAGUAGGUCUGGAGGUAGAAGGGAGGGAGCCGGUGUGUCAGAGGCCAGGUUUAGGUUUAAGAAGCCAUGCAUACUGGUGGGUGAGUGGAAUAUACAGUAGGUCUGGAGGUAGAAGGGAGGGAGCCGGUGUGUCAGAGGCCAGGUUUAGGUUUAAGAAGCCAUGCAUACUGGUGGGUGAGUGGAAUAUACAGUAGGUCUGGAGGUAGAAGGGAGGGAGCCGGUGUGCUACAGAGGCCAGGUUUAGGUUUAAGAAGCCAUGCAUACUGGUGGGUGAGUGGAAUAUACAGUAGGUCUGGAGGUAGAAGGGAGGGAGCCGGUGUGCUACAGAGGCCAGGUUUAGGUUUAAGAAGCCAUGCAUACUGGUGGGUGAGUGGAAUAUACAGUAGGUCUGGAGGUAGAAGGGAGGGAGCCGGUGUGUCAGAGGCCAGGUUUAGGUUUAAGAAGCCAUGCAUACUGGUGGGUGAGUGGAAUACACAGUAGGUCUGGAGGUAGAAGGGAGGGAGCCGGUGUGCUACAGAGGCCAGGUUUAGGUUUAAGAAGCCAUGCAUACUGGUGGGUGAGUGGAAUAUACAGUAGGUCUGGAGGUAGAAGGGAGGGAGCCGGUGUGUCAGAGGCCAGGUUUAGGUUUAAGAAGCCAUGCAUACUGGUGGGUGAGUGGAAUAUACAGUAGGUCUAUGAGUGAAAACCAGACUGUACAGUGAAUGAGUUCCCACAUCAACUCAGCUUUAGCCAUGCAGCCAUCGUGCCUUCUCCUUGGAACACACACUGCUAGUCGUACACAUCAUAUAGCACAUAUCAUCCACACCUGGUGAUUAUGUUGGGAUUUACAAGCCAUUGACCAUUACGAACGCCUCACUUUUAUUUUGAAAGUCAUUUAUUUUAUGUAGAAUGUGUGAAUAUCUUCUGUUGGAUUGGGAUGUUCUGGCCUUUUUUCUUCCAUCGCUAGUUCAACCAGAGACAUCUCAGCGUCAGUUUAACAGCGUCAGUUUAACAGCAUCAGAUCGAAGCCCACACGCACCAACACAAGCACACCAGUGGAGGAUGGCUCAUAAUAUUGGCUGGAAUGGCAUAAAUGGAACCAAACACAUUUGAUACCAUUCCGUUCACUCCAUUUCAGCCAUUAUUAUGAGCCAUCCUAGCCUCAGCAGCCUCCACUGAAGCGCACACACACACACACACACACACACACACACACACACACACACACACACACACACACACACACACACACACACACACACACACACACACACACAAAAUACUGCCAUGUCCGCAGCAUCAUCUGUAUCCCAUGGUUACGUGUCAACCUCUGGAUGACACAGGUUUAUCCUACAAAGACACAAUGCUCAGACAUUGCUGAAGUGGUCAGAGGAUUAAUUGUACUAGCAUUGUCUGGUGCUAGGUGCACUAGAGUUGUUUUGGGGGGCACAGUCAGAUUGAGAUACUGGUUUGUAUUUUCUGUAACAGGGUGAGGAUGAGCCUGAGGAUGCGUGGAGAUGUGUGAGAGUUGGAGGAGUGGCACACACAGGGAGCAGGUCAGGGGUCAAGAUGUUAAUGCAUGUCACAGCUAACUGCAUGAGGAAUGUGCUUGUUUCAGAACUUGGGGAGAGGGGGUGGGCUUACUGUGCUGCCAGAGGUUUGGACAGGCUUCAGAUGUAUUUUAUUAACUCUUACCAACUUUACCAGAAACACGAUACAACAAUAAACAAAGUGUUGUUUUAUAAGA
Molecule: messenger RNA, 4062 nt
Organism: Salmo salar (Atlantic salmon)
Lineage: Eukaryota; Metazoa; Chordata; Actinopteri; Salmoniformes; Salmonidae
Source: RefSeq, a predicted model, not a curated record